This is a messenger RNA of Trichosporon asahii var. asahii CBS 2479, 1341 nucleotides long. RefSeq lists its product as uncharacterized. Gene Ontology annotation, cellular component: plasma membrane. Gene Ontology annotation, biological process: glycerol transmembrane transport; water transport. Lineage: Eukaryota; Fungi; Basidiomycota; Tremellomycetes; Trichosporonales; Trichosporonaceae. Gene Ontology annotation, molecular function: glycerol channel activity; water channel activity. The record is from RefSeq and is a predicted model, not a curated record. The coding region runs from base 1 to 1341 and encodes 446 amino acids. The transcript is spliced from 5 exons.
AUGCGCACUUGCCCGCGUACCUUCGGCGACCUCUCCACCCCGGCCACUCGGGCAGCGUCAUCUGUGGGGCAACACAGGGAGAAGGCUAGCGCCGCGCGGGGUGCGGUCCAGACGCGCAGAUCCUCCCUGCCUGCUGCGGGGACGGUUCGUCCUCAAGGUGGGCGGUUUGCUGUCAGUGUCGUCACGCCUGAUGCCUAUGAACUCACGCCUGCUCCGUCCCAGCCUUUAGUUAGCAACACCUACACCAUCGACAUGGCUCACCAGCGUGGACACCGUGAACCGGGAGACCUUGAAGUCGGCGUCAACGACGUCUUCCUUACCCACCCCAAGCCGCACCUGCCUGAGCGGCCGCCGCCUCCCCGCUGGCUCACGACAUGGGAGGCCCGCCGCCCUAAGUGGCUACAGGAGAUGGUCGGCGAGACGAUUGGUGUCUUCUUCUAUACCUGGUUCGGCUUUGGCGCCACCGCGGCAAUGAUUACGACUGAAGCCUCUAACGCCGGAGGAACUUUGUUGACCGUCGCCAUGUGCUACGGUGUCGGAAUCGUUGUCGGUAUUCUUGUUGCUGGUCCCAACUCUGGUGGCCACCUGCACCCUGCUUUUACCAUCUCGUUCGCACUUUUCAAGGGCUUCCCCUGGCGCAAGGUGCCCCAGUACAUCAUCGCUCAAACGUUCGGUGCCUUCCUCGGAGGGUUGAUCGUAUAUGGCCAAUACCAGCCGCAGUUCACGCAAAUGACGGCCAAGCUGAUCGCCGCUGGCAAGGAGGCAAUGGUGUACAGCUCCGCUGGUCCAUCCGGCGCGCUGGCGAUCUACCCUCCCCACUUCAGCAGCAUGGGCUUCGUCUUCCUGAACGAAAUCUUCACGAGCGCCGCUCUCGGCAUCCUCGUCUUCCAGGUGCUCGACCCGAGCAACGUCUUCGUCACCCCGCCCAUGGUCCCGAUUUUCAUCGCCCUCGGCUUCUUCGGCGCCGUCGCGUGCUACGCCGGCAACGGUAUUGCGCUCAACACCGCCCGUGACCUCGGAGCUCGCUUCGCCGCCGCCUGCUUCUGGGGCACUGGUGUCUUCCCUGCCCGCAUGACCGCCGAGGCAACAUUCACCAACAUUCUUGGAACGGCCAUUGGCGCCGCAAUCCAGACGUUCUGGCUCUCGGACUCAAUCCGCCCGCCGACGGAGCACGCAAUCCAGGCCCACGUCGCGAUGGAGAAGGAGAAGGAGGCGCACCUCAACCGUAUCCUUACUGCGCGCUCGACGGACACGCGCCAGGGCAUGCUGUCUCGCGUCCUCACCGGCGGAAAGGUCUCCUCCAGUGGCGCCACCGUCGAUCUCGAGAAGGCGUCGGAGUAA